AUGUCAAAAAAACAGAUUUACUAUUCUGACAAGUACAACGAUGAGGAGUUCGAGUAUAGGCAUGUCGUGCUUCCAAAGCAGCUGUCUAAACUGGUGCCCUCCUCCCACCUGAUGACAGAAGAGGAGUGGAGGGGACUGGGGGUGCAACAGAGCCAGGGCUGGAUUCACUACAUGAUCCACAAACCAGAGCCACACAUAUUGCUUUUCAGAAGACCUCUGCCAAAGGAUUAAAGGGGAACCAUCUGUAAAAUACCUGCUAUCAUCUUUGCUGAUUUGUAUUGUCUUUGGACCAUACAUCUCUCCUACAUGCAUCUCUACAUUUGUUCUAAUGUAUAGUGUAGAAAUCCCUUAGUUGUAUUGUGUUUUUUGUUCUUUCAAACUCCCUCAAUUUUUAGAGGUAAUGAGAGGCAAACAUCUUGAUUCCACUGUGAAUGAUAAUCUUAUAAAUGAUAUAAAGGUGAACGUUUGCCUGUCAAUUGUACAUUUUUAAUGCAUUUUUUUAAAUGUCUUUUGAUGUCAUUUUGUUAUGAUUGAUUUAUUUACCGAGUGGUCAUACAGGCAUAGGAUUUAAUUUUUCUUAAGCCCAUGAUUUUCCCAAAAUAUGUGUUUGAACAUUUUCUGAUCUUUAUACUUAUGUUUUUGUUAUGUAAAUAUAUUAUUUCUAGAUAUUAUAAAUUUUGACACUGAGUCAUGGUUGGUUCAACAAGUUCUUUGUUGCUGGAAGAACAAAAUAAAAUGUACUUUCUUCACAUGUUUACUCAUGCAUAUUUUGCGACAAUUAGAUAAUUAUGUUUUUUGGUGUUCAGUCAGAAACACUGACAACUAGUGGGGUGACAAAUUCUGAGUGUCUGAUGCCCAGAGAGAAGGCGGGGGCCCGGGCCUUGUGAGCUGUCACUCUCUCUGGAUUGUAAGUUCCAGGACCAGGUUUGUUGGUGGCAUCUCUGGGUAAGCUGUGUCGUCCCAGCAUGGAAAAUGCUGGCUGUCGGGAUAAAUAUACACCUGGGUCCGUACUGUUGUAUCUGCAAGGUCCAGGUGUCUUGGCUAAAUCCACAGAUGGUCCACCUGUGCUGUAACUACCUGAUAUUGUGUAGCUUGCACUGGCUGGUUUGUUUGGGACUUGAGGGCCCAUGAGGGGAGGGAGACAGUACUUAUUAGGAGCAGGCACUGAGUCGAUGCUGCGGUAGUGUGUGCGAGAGCCCAUUGUGUAGCAUGGGGGUCUGCGCUGAAGGUUGCAUGGUGGGGCUUUUUCAGGGCUGUAUGCACCUGGUCCAGGUGUUUGGAAUAGCUCCUCUAGUGAAGAGAACACAGUUUAAUAAUUAUAAACCAUCAACUCAACACCAUAUGGUAGAGUGCACUUAGUGGGGUUCAGAUUUUCAGUUACAGCAGCUGACGCUGGGUCUCAAGAAGUAUCAAAAACAAGUGGUUUUUGUAAAAGAGUUCAUUAUUUAACUGCAACAGAGAUAUGAAUUAGGCUGUAAUUUAAAAUUCAUUAGAACAUAUAUUACUCUGUAAAGGAUUAUAUGGACUAAAAUGAAAUAUUUGCUUACAGUGGAAGAGCAGGAACUUACUCUGUGCUUUCUUUCUGCCCAACAUGGAGUAUGCGGGUGUGCCAUCCUUUCCAAAGCGAGUGAUUUUUGCAUCAACGUGGUACUGAGGCCCUGGACUGGAGUCAACACAAUAUACUGCGGGGAAUGUAAACAUUUAUUAAAAAUUCAAUAUAAUGUGUCCUUUGUUUUGUUUGAUCAGGCAAUGGCCCCAAAUAAGACUAGCUAAAUGAACACAGGGUGAGAAAUAACUACAGAAUAAUUAGGUGUUGUGUCCCCCUAUUGGUCCUAAUUUGACAUUACACAGCUUUGGACAUGCCAUUCUGAUGUAUUUUAUGUGACGUGUUUAUGAGAUGAAAUUAUUCUGGAAAUAGAUUAAAUAAUUCUGUUGGUUUAUUC
Molecule: messenger RNA, 1943 nt
Organism: Xiphias gladius (swordfish)
Lineage: Eukaryota; Metazoa; Chordata; Actinopteri; Istiophoriformes; Xiphiidae
Gene: cks2
Product: CDC28 protein kinase regulatory subunit 2
Exons: 3
Coding region: 1-231 (76 amino acids)
Biological process (GO): regulation of mitotic cell cycle
Cellular component (GO): SCF ubiquitin ligase complex; cyclin-dependent protein kinase holoenzyme complex
Molecular function (GO): ubiquitin binding; histone binding; protein kinase binding
Source: RefSeq, a predicted model, not a curated record